UUUAACUUCCUGCGUGCGCGCAUUGAUGGUUUCGGUCCUUUUACUCGCUGGCUAACCUCUAGCUCCAGUCGGUGCGCGAUAAACAAAAUUUAAAUCGCAGCCAUGGUGCGAAUGAAUGUACUCAGUGAUGCGCUCAAAAGUAUCAACAAUGCCGAGAAACGUAACAAGAGACAGGUUCUCAUCAGACCUUGCUCCAAAGUUAUCGUCAAGUUUCUUGGUGUCAUGAUGAAGCAUGGUUACAUUGGAGAAUUUGAAAUUGUUGAUGACCACCGUAGUGGUAAAAUUGUUGUCAACCUCUCUGGUAGAUUGAACAAGUGUGGAGUUAUUUCACCAAGAUUUGAUGUACCAAUUACUGACAUUGAGAAGUGGACCAACAACCUUUUGCCUUCUCGUCAAUUUGGAUACGUUGUUUUGACAACCAGUGGAGGCAUUAUGGAUCAUGAGGAAGCAAGAAGGAAACAUUUAGGAGGCAAAAUCCUUGGUUUCUUCUUCUAAUUAUUAAUUUAUAAUAAAUAAAUACAAAAAAAAACUUUGUAUCAACGUUAUAAAUGAUAUCUCCAUAACAACUCGUCAUUAAAUGUUGAUGCAAAUAAAAAA
This is a messenger RNA of Microplitis demolitor, 597 nucleotides long. Its product is annotated as 40S ribosomal protein S15Aa. Gene Ontology annotation, molecular function: structural constituent of ribosome. NCBI's taxonomy places the organism in Eukaryota, Metazoa, Arthropoda, Insecta, Hymenoptera, Braconidae. Gene Ontology annotation, biological process: translation. Bases 103 to 495 code for a protein of 130 amino acids. The record is from RefSeq and is a predicted model, not a curated record. The transcript has 4 exons. Gene Ontology annotation, cellular component: cytosolic small ribosomal subunit; ribosome.